AGGGAGGAUGGCUGGGCCUGGGUGAUAAGCCACACUCUUCCUCUUCAGCUAUUUGAGGAUGGGAUGGGUGUUAUUUUUAGCGCCUGCAUGUAAAGUCAGCACUUGAAAAGUCUGUCUGGAAGCCUUGAGCCUGUCUACUUGGAGGCCUUUCCUUCUGUCUAAUUUGGGCAAUGUUGCAUGCUUGGAGAUCUGCCUGGGGAUUGGGAGACCUUGUAAAAAUUCCUGCUAACAAGCCCGUGUCCCUUAAGCAGUCGGAGAUACCUAUUCAUCAACUGCAAGGCGUCUUUAGAUGUUCAGAGAGAACAGAUCCUUUUCUGCAGCUGCUGCUGAAACUGGUGGAGAGUAAACCCCACCACGUGUGUCACCUAAACCACUUGAUGUUGUUGCUCGUGGGUAUAACCCCAUGUAAUACCCACAAUAUUUUCUUCUCCUCUUUCUCUCCUUUAUGCAGAAGCCGAGUGGUGGAGUCAGAGUCUGAGAACAAGCUGGAUGGAGAGACAGCGUCAGACAGUGAAAGCAAAUCCGAAUUUGGAGGAUCGCCCCCGGUGCCGACAUCGGAUGACACUCCAGAAGUCCUGAACAGAGCUCUCUCCAACUUGUCCUCAAGAUGGAAGAACUGGUGGGUAAGAGGCAUCCUCACGCUGGCAAUGAUCACGUUCUUCUUCAUCAUCAUCUACUUGGGCCCCAUGGUCUUAAUGAUGAUAGUGAUGUGCGUCCAGAUCAAAUGUUUCCAUGAGAUUAUCACUAUUGGCUAUAACGUGUACCACUCAUAUGACCUGCCCUGGUUCAGGACGCUCAGCUGGUACUUCCUGCUCUGCGUAAACUACUUUUUCUAUGGUGAGACUGUGACAGAUUAUUUCUUCACCCUGGUUCAGAGAGAGGAGCCCCUGCGAAUUCUCAGCAAAUACCACCGCUUCAUUUCUUUCGCCCUUUACUUAACAGGUUUCUGCAUGUUUGUCUUGAGUCUGGUGAAGAAACACUAUCGCCUCCAGUUCUACAUGUUUGGAUGGACCCAUGUGACGUUGCUAAUUGUUGUUACCCAAUCGCACCUCAUCAUUCACAACCUGUUUGAAGGAAUGAUAUGGUUCAUCGUCCCAAUUUCCUGUGUGAUCUGCAAUGACAUCAUGGCAUACAUGUUUGGGUUCUUCUUCGGCCGCACCCCACUCAUCAAGCUCUCCCCAAAGAAGACCUGGGAGGGUUUUAUUGGAGGAUUUUUUGCCACCGUUUUGUUUGGAUUGCUGCUGUCCUAUGUGAUGUCUGGGUACCGGUGCUUCACGUGUCCGGUGGAGUUCAACAAUGACACCAACAGCUUCACAGUGGACUGCGAGCCAUCCGAGCUGUUCCAGCUACAGGAGUACAACAUCCCCUUGGUGCUGCAGUCCGUGGUGGGCUGGAAGACAGUCCGGAUGUACCCCUUCCAAAUCCACAGCAUCGCACUGUCUACUUUCGCCUCCCUCAUUGGGCCGUUUGGAGGCUUCUUUGCUAGUGGAUUUAAGAGGGCCUUCAAAAUCAAGGACUUUGCCAACACAAUCCCAGGGCAUGGAGGGAUCAUGGACCGCUUCGACUGUCAGUACCUGAUGGCUACCUUCGUUAACGUGUACAUCGCAAGCUUCAUCAGAGGUCCUAACCCAAGCAAACUGAUCCAGCAGUUCUUAACCUUGCGGCCAGACCAGCAGCUCCACAUCUUCAACACGCUAAAAGCACACCUUGUUGACAAGGGUAUGUUAGGUAGUUUGGAGGACGCAUAGACAGCUGGGCGAUUGGAACAGGACUGAAAACAGACAAGCCUCCACGAGGAAAUUCCUGGCUUGCCUGAUUUAAGACAAUAACAAGGCCUCAUUUCACUGUAACUUUUCUUCCUUUCUUGGUAAAUGUUUGCAUUUGUGGUUUUUUUUUAAUAAUAUAUUUAUAUAGCUUUGGUUCAAAUGAGCAAAUCUUGGGUUUGUAGCCGAGAAGGAGGUAAGGCUUGGAAGGACUGUAGGGGGGCACGACUGUCCUCGUGGGCUGUUCUUAACCUUCGACGCGUGCGGGCAGAGCUGAACUUUUCCUGUGAGUGUGUUUAUGCAGGGAAUACUCAAAGCGUCGCCCGUACGACCACCGCUGCCCGUGGGAGCCAGCAGGGAAGGUGAAGCCGUGCAGCUCCCCCGGCCGUUGUGCCAGGCUGCGUUCACGAUGGCAACUCUGGGGACCAUCAUUUUCUCCAGUGGCAACUGUGAAUGCAGUGUUAAUUUUCCCAGAAAGCCACGUUUAUGCCUGCGUGCAGCCUCCUUGCAGACUGCACCAUGAGCACAAGGCUCCCUUAAUUGGAAGAGGAUCUUGUGCUAAUCCAGCCAUAUUUCCUCUGCCCAGCCAGGCACCUGCAUCUAUUUUCACUUGCUGGUUUUUGCAGUGCCUCUCACAUUCCCUCCCUUAUGGCUGAUAUUUUGGCAAAUACGAUUUUUAAAACCAAUUAAACCAGAAAUAGACCGGGGGCAAGGAGUGAAGAAACUGGUAGUUGCUUGUGGAAAUGUGGGAGGUUCAAAUUGCUUCAAAACCGCCUCAAGUAAAGAGGUUUUACAGAACAUUGAAGUUUCAUUCAGUAAUUCCUGCCAGUUAAGAACGACGCUUUAAAUAACUUGGCUCAUUUUUCCCCCAUCAAAUAACCUUUAAGAAACACUGAACCACACUUUCUCAUUUCUCAACGGUUGGAAACCCCACACUGGGAUAUUUUAACUAAUUUGCAGAGCAGUUUCCAACUAGGUUUUUUUUCUCUGCAGUUUGCUGGUUGGGGCUGCAGCACCCAGCUGGCGCUGUCAGCUGGGUGCUUUGGUUUUGUUUCAGGGAUCACGUCUAUCACCUGUUUGUUACUUGAGUUCUAGAUAUUGUGCUGCUGAGUUCAUCACAGUUGAUGUUGCGUUUCAGUCCGGCUUCGUUUAUGUGCAGGCUCCUGUCCUGCUUCGCUUACUAAAUCUUGUCAUAAAUAGUUCGUACUUAAUAGUUGCAAGUUUUACCUAAGUAGCUUCCUUGAUUUUGUCAUACUUUUUUAUUAUUUAAAAAUGAGAGCCCUAAAGAUUGUAAAACUUUUUUUUUUUUCUUUGGUGAUCAGAUGGUGAAAAUAUCCCCGGUUUACACCUUAUGCAAUGUCCCCAAACACAAGGUGACUCUGAUUUUACUUCUUUCCAUAGUUUGUGCAUGGGAGAGAGAAUCUUUACCUUAUUUUAACCUGGGGAACGAGUGACAGGGAAAGAUAAUACAGAAGUACAUUGCUGUUUUCAAACAGUUGCUGACAUAAACCUUAUGCACAGACCCCCAUAUGGAGACAUGUACACGCUGCAAGCUAGCAUCGACGGAAAACAAAACACCUGAAAAGACUUUGUAGUUCAUACUCCAUAUUCUGAUUCCGCCACUGCUUUCAUUUACCCUGAGGGAGCGAGAAGAACGCGUGUAAAUACAUGGCCAGAUACCAACCUCUCUCUUACAUUUCUAUAGGACUCUCUCUGCUGGUGAGCUCUGCUUCGUCUCCCUGAACAGGAACCACAGGGCAAAAGUUUGUGCCCACUGUACUGCAAAUACAGGUGUUCGAUCCAAAGCGCAGACUGCAGAGAGGAAGGGUCUGUGUCCACAAAGUGUUUUCGGCACGGUGCUGGCAAAGUUGCUGGCUCCUGGCAGGAGUCGGGACUGCUACGACAGAGCCUGUUCAGGGUUGCGUUUGGUUAACGCCAGUGGUGUACGUAGUUGUGGAGGCUGGUCCCUUCCAGCUUGAAUUAGGGGUUUAUUUUCUGUCGACUUAGACAGGGUCCAAGCCCCUAAUUUGAAAAUUGGAGGGGAGAAUCGAGGUGCUUCCAUCUUGCUUCGUCCAGGGAGAAUAUUUGGUCUGCGUUUCAUGACAGUUGGGCUGAGUUUAGCUGGGCAAAGUGAGGACACCUGCAAGGAGUACCCAGGCUGGGAAGAGGGGUGGGAGUGGCAAUGACAGGGGUUUGUGUAGUCCCUGGAAAGCAGUUUGCCCUGUGGGGUCAGACAAGCUGGGGCUUUUCUGGAUUCUCCCUGCCCGUGGCCAACAUCUGCCAAAAUCCCUCGUAGUGCACUGUUGGGUCCUCAGAAGAAGCUAUAGUGUUGAUAAAUACUACAAAAGUUACUGCUCUUUCUAUUAAGAGUUUUUUAAUAUGGGUCUUUAGUCUCCUGCUCAUCUGGCUUUAAACCUUUUGUACCUCUUUAGUUGUAAUUAGCGGGGCAAAGAUUGAACGCAAAGCUUUCCUGCAUGCUUUUGAUUUGAAAGUAGCUUUUGGGCCUUUUUGCAGGGUGUAGUGCUGGAUGUGGACACUGGAGGGCAAAGCAGUUGCAUGUAGGGGUUGCCUGGGGCUGGGAGAGAAGCAGCAGCAAUAACUAAUUCCAGGGUGGACGUCCAAGCCUGUUUUGAUCCUGAAGGGUAAAGCUCUGUGGGAAGGGUUUAACAUCCUGCCCUGAAGUUUCAUAAACUGAGUGGGAACAGUGCAUCCGUUUGAGAAACGGAGGAGGGAGAUGGGGGUUGCUAAGAUUAUUUGCAAGCUGAACAGUUGAUCUUGCUGAGAAAUACUGGUGAGCACCGUAGCGUGUCCUCCGUCGGGCUGAGAGCUGGGGCCGGCAAACCCACUUCUACGCCACUGGUAUGAAUGUAUGUGACCAUACCACUCGGCUCUUAGCAACAGCCUGCUGCCGGGGGAGCGUUUGGUCGGCUUUCCCCAUCAGCCCAGCCCGUGAGUGGCUUCAGUUUGCUGUAGAUACUUCAAGUUAGACUUACAAAGUUAGAGGAAAUGAAAAGCUGACGUUACCAGCUCUGGCUGUCCCUAAAGGGGUUAACUGUGAUGCCAAGAGACGCGUAGCAAGACAACGUUGCACCUCUUUUCAUUGCAUUAAGCCUUGCAGGACCUUGGUCAUGCUGCAAGAAUUUAGGUUUGGAGGGAGGCUGACGUAGCUAGCGCCGCUGCAGAGGCCGGGCUGACACCAGGGACGUCCAGGUAAGGCAAUAUGGGGAUGCUCACCUGAGGUUUCUCCAGCUGUAGGGCUCCAGCUCAGCACUGCACCGUAGUUUUUGUUCACAGUGGGCUCCACGACCGGAGAAGUUCGUCCUGCUUGUGCCCAGCAAGAGGGAAAUAACUGUGAGAGCAGACCAGGAAGGUGCUGCAUCAGCUGGCGUGUGUGCUUGGGUCGGAAGGAAGAGAAGAGCAGGAUUUGGCCAAUGUGGAGCUUAGGGGGUAUUACUGCUGCCUGGCAGGGGAUGGGCUGGUGUGGAAACCACCUCUUCACGAGCAGUCACUGCUUUUCCAGUUGGAGUGGACAGAGAGGGACGCGAGCGUAUUUAAUGAGCAAAGGGCUGGCACGUGGCUCGAGAGCUGCUUUUGCAUAGCGUGAGAAGCUGGCUGUCCCGGCGCGGUACUGGGCGUUCCUGGUGUUUGUUUGCCGGUGGGGGAUUUAGCGAUACAGGUCGGUCGCUGGUUUGAUCCACAGCCUGCGCAGGCACGGCCGGGCUAGGUCUGUGUAGACGAGGACUCAGCAUGCUCUGACAGGAAUUCGCUUCUCCAGGUCUGGUUGUAGCCCAGAUGAGUUUGCAGAUGGGAUGCACAGCCAGACCGUGGCCUGCAGUGCUCAGUGAAACAUCAAAACCUAGUUUCUGCCUACGGUGUCCUUUGCUGAUCAGCGUGCAUUAUUUAGAUACUCUUUGGGGUGAUGGGCGCAGAAGUCUGCUGGUGCUGAUCUGAAGGGGCAGCCGUGGCCUGGGGUUUAUGGUACCCUGUGCAGCUCAUGAAGCUGGAAAUCCCGUAGCAUCAGCUAGCACUUGGCACCAGGCUGUGAAAUGCCGGUGUCUUAUAUUCCAGGGUUUGUCCCUGAUGGGUGCAGCGAGUUCCCCCGACCAUGGUUGCGGUGGGAUCCUGGCAUCUCUUCCUUCCCCCGCCUCCUCCGACCAGCUUUGUACAAUCUGAGGAGGGCAAAGCUGUGUGGAAAGCAUCCGCACGGCCCAUCCAGACCCUCCUGGGGACAGGCGUUUGUCACAAAAAGCAGCGCGUGAAAGCUCCUGUGGUUCCUGCCCUCUGUAGCCAGCCCCGGAGUUGCAUUUUGUACUGCUGUAAUCUUCGUGUGCUCCUGUUCUCCAGACCUGACGUGUCUCUACCAUCUGCUUCUUUCUCUGUGCAUUGUUCUUUUGAUUAAUGUUUUAGCUACACACGUAGAGUUGCCUUUCUUUGACCGAAUGUCCGAAUGUGAUAUAUUGUAUAUUUUAAAGUAU
This is a messenger RNA of Egretta garzetta (little egret), 6238 nucleotides long. It is a transcript of the gene CDS2, whose product is annotated as CDP-diacylglycerol synthase 2. Gene Ontology annotation, cellular component: endoplasmic reticulum membrane. The record is from RefSeq and is a predicted model, not a curated record. Lineage: Eukaryota; Metazoa; Chordata; Aves; Pelecaniformes; Ardeidae. Gene Ontology annotation, molecular function: phosphatidate cytidylyltransferase activity. The coding region runs from base 171 to 1748 and encodes 525 amino acids. The transcript is spliced from 13 exons.